Molecule: messenger RNA, 1311 nt
Organism: Rangifer tarandus platyrhynchus (Svalbard reindeer)
Lineage: Eukaryota; Metazoa; Chordata; Mammalia; Artiodactyla; Cervidae
Source: the annotation of a GenBank genome assembly
AUGACUGCUGUGUUUGUGAAUGGAGGCGGCCUGGUGAAUCCCCACUGUGCCAGAUGGGGUCGGCGGGAGAGCGAGGAGAGUGGCUGUCAGACGGAGUUGGCCAAGGAGGAUGAAGAGGGAGAGCCUCACCAGCUGACGCCCUUUGAGAAGCUGACCCAGGACAUGUCCCAGGAUGAGAAGGUGGUGAGGGAGAUCACUCUGGGCAAGCGGAUCGGCUUCUAUCGCAUCCGAGGGGAGAUCGGAAGUGGGAACUUCUCCCAAGUCAAGCUGGGGAUUCACUCCCUAACCAAAGAAAAGGUGGCCAUCAAGAUCCUGGAUAAGACCAAGUUAGACCAGAAAACCCAAAGGCUACUAUCCCGCGAAAUCUCCAGCAUGGAAAAACUGCACCAUCCCAACAUCAUCCGCCUUUAUGAGGUCGUGGAGACUCUAUCCAAGCUCCACCUGGUGAUGGAGUAUGCAGGGGGAGGGGAGCUCUUUGGGAAGAUCAGCACGGAAGGGAAGUUCUCAGAACCAGAAAGCAAGCUCAUCUUCUCCCAGAUUGUGUCUGCCGUGAAGCAUAUGCAUGAAAACCAAAUUAUUCACAGAGAUCUGAAAGCAGAAAAUGUGUUCUAUACCAAUAAUACUUGUGUGAAGGUGGGCGACUUUGGAUUCAGCACAGUCAGUAAAAAAGGUGAAAUGCUGAACACUUUCUGUGGGUCUCCACCCUACGCGGCGCCUGAACUUUUUCGAGAUGAGCACUACGUUGGCGUUUAUGUGGACAUCUGGGCCUUGGGGGUGCUUCUCUACUUCAUGGUGACUGGCACCAUGCCAUUUCGGGCAGAGACGGUGGCCAAACUGAAGAAGAGCAUCCUGGAAGGCACCUUCAGCGUGCCUCCGCACGUGUCGGAGCCCUGCCUCCGCCUCAUCCGGGGAGUCCUCCAGCCAGUACCCACGGAGAGGUACGGAAUCGAGUCCAUCAUGAACAAUGAGUGGAUGCAAGGGGUGCCAUACCCCACCCCUUUGGAGCCUUUCCAGCUAGAUCCCAAACAUUUGUCAGAGACCAGCAGCCUCAAAGAAGAAGAAAAUGAGGUCAAAAGCACUUUAGAACACUUGGGCAUUACGGAAGAGCACAUUCGCAAUAACCAAGGGAGAGAUGCCCGAAGCUCCAUCACAGGGGUCUAUCGAAUUAUUCUGCAUAGAGUCCAAAAGAAAAAGGCCUUGGAAAGUGUUCCAAUAAUGAUACUACCAGAUCCUAAAGACAAGGACCUAAAGAAAGGAUCCCGUGUUUAUAGAGGCAUAAGACACACAUCCAAAUUUUGUUCAAUUUUAUAA